Messenger RNA from Linepithema humile (Argentine ant), 342 nucleotides. The record is from RefSeq and is a predicted model, not a curated record. Lineage: Eukaryota; Metazoa; Arthropoda; Insecta; Hymenoptera; Formicidae.
AUGCUGAGGCCUCAUGUGUUACCACCGUUCGGGCCGAACAUGAUCUGCAAGUAUCGACCGGGAACGGAGAGCAAGCACAGUCCCGAGACGUCCAGGAAGUCGAGGAUACGUCCGCGUAAGGUUAGCGCCGACAACAUGAAGCCGUUCCAGUGCCAAAAAUGCGGGCGUGGCUUCACCCUGAAGAGGAAUAAGGACCGCCAUGUGAACUACGAGUGCGGACACGAGCCCAGGUUUCAAUGUCCCUACUGUGGACUCCGCAGCAAGCAAACCUCACCGGUUUACGCUCACAUCAGGAAAAAGCAUCCGGAAGAGGAGGUCUUCAUCUUCGACAUGAAGCUCUGA